AUGCCAGGCAGCAGUGAUCCUGGUACAGCAUUGGCAAAGUUGUUUGCGGAUGAAAACAUUCCUGUUAUACCUAUUCCCGGGCCUUGUGCUGUGGUAGCUGCUCUAUCCGCCUCUGGCUUAAAUACCGAGGAAUUUACAAUUGCUGGAUUUCUCCCCAAACAAGCUGGGUCUCGGAGGGACAGAUUGACAGCUUCAGCUAAGGAAGCAAGGACUCAAUUGUUUUACAUUCCACCACACAAGUUAUUGCAAUUUCUCGAGGAGGCUUCAUCUGCAUUCGAAGAUUGUAGCCGUGGUUGUCGAGUCCGAUUCGAAGAUUGA
Molecule: messenger RNA, 318 nt
Organism: Linum trigynum
Lineage: Eukaryota; Viridiplantae; Streptophyta; Magnoliopsida; Malpighiales; Linaceae
Source: the annotation of a GenBank genome assembly